ACAGACACACAGACACACACAAGCAUGUCGUCCUUCUCGGAGUCGGCCCUGGAAAAGAAGCUGUCGGAACUGAGCAGCUCGCAGCAGAGCGUCCAGACUCUGUCUCUGUGGAUCAUCCACCACCGAAAACACUCGGCCCUCAUCGUCAAAGUGUGGCACAGAGAGCUGAAGAAAGCUAAAUGCAACAGGAAGCUGACGUUCCUGUAUCUGGCCAAUGAUGUCAUCCAGAACAGCAAGAAGAAAGGACCAGAGUUCACCAAAGACUUUGAGUCCGUCCUUGUCGAUGCCUGCUCCCAUGUUGCCAGCGAAGCAGAUGAGGGCUGUAAAAAGCACAUGGAGAGACUCCUAAACAUCUGGAAGGAGAGGAACCUCUACAGAAGUGACUUCAUUCAGCAGCUUAAACUGGCCAUAGAAGACACCAACAGCCCCAGGCCUUCAGGUCAGACCACUGAGGAGAAGAAGGCGGUGAAACGUAGCUAUCAGAAGAUCCAGGAAGAGGAAGAUGAUGAGGACGACGACUACAGGAGCCACAACUCCCCUCACAACACAGAUAUCUCUGCAACUCAGCUGACAGAGGAGCUGGUCAAGGCCCUGCAGGACUUGGAGAACGCUGCAUCAGGUGAUGCAGCUGUUCGCCAGAAGAUUGCCUCGCUGCCGCAGGAAGUUCAGGACGUUUCCCUGCUGGAGAAGAUCACUGACAAGGAGGCAGCAGACAAGCUGUCAAAGACGGUGGAUGAAGCCUGCCUGCUGCUGGCGGAGUACAACGGCCGACUGGCUGCAGAGCUGGAGGACCGGAGGCAGCUGGCCCGCAUGCUGACUGAAUACAUCAGCAGCCAGAAGGAGGCACUCAUGGAGAGAGAGAAGAAACUAGAGGAAUAUAAGCAGAAACUGGCAAGGGUGACCCAGGUGAGGAAAGAGCUCAAGUCCCACAUCCAGAGUCUCCCUGACCUCUCCCUCCUGCCCAAUGUGACCGGAGGUCUGGCUCCGCUCCCUUCAGCCGGAGACCUCUUCUCCACCGACUGAGAGGUCUUGCCCAGAUGAACUGGCCCGGUGCUCCUCCCCACCCAAACCAAGCCCCAUGUUUGAUUCACAAAAGUAUUUCCAGCUGUGUCUCUAGCCAGAGGACACAUGUGGUCAAACCUCUGUCAGCAGAGUAGCCAGCCCACCUGCUAACUCCAAACCUGCAGGACAAGAGGGAGGAAGGGACAUAAGAGGGACGGUUUGGUGAAAUUGAAACACUCUGCAGAGGAGAACAGAGACUCUGUAAGCCUGGAAUUUUUUCCGUUCUCACUCAGUCAACAAGGAUUCCACUCCACCAGCUUGGAACAAGUUUGUUCCCUAUUUGUUUUUAUUUUUUUUAAAUGCUGGAAAUGUCACUGAUUUAGGAGGAGAGGAGGGGUGAAUAAGCAAAGCUUGGACAGACAUAAAUGUUUGUUGUCAGGGCGUGUCAAAGUGUCUUUUUGUGUGCUAUAUUUUGAAUUCAGUGAGAAAAGGUGGGCCGUAUGCUCUCACAGUUCUCAGAGGUUGUGACUACACUGUGAAGAGGAUGUACCAUUCAUUAGUUUUAUUUCUUGGCUUUCAUUUGGUGGCUUUUUAUUGACACAUAGUCCAAUAGAUGGUUUUGAUGAGCGUAUACAAUUAGAGAAGAUAUCAGAUCUGGUUCAGUGCAUUUUGGUUGCUUCAUGAAUGCCGUUACAGAGCAGGCUCAUUUCAGUAACACUUCAAAGAGUCUGACUGAAUAGGAUUUGUGGGACAGUAUCAUCCUGACAGUUGAAAGUCAAUAGACAAGCUUUGAUUUUCAUCUCCCCAUUCGCACACUUUUGUUUUCAUUUACAGACUAAAACUGUGCAGAUUCAAAGUACUCGUUUGUUUUCAUACUUUAAUUUGGACAGAUGCUUGAAAUGUGACGAGGCUAAUUAUGUUCUUAAGUGUGUUGUAGGCAAGGUUUGAGUUUUACAAACAAGUCCUGGAGGUUUGAAGAAACAAUUCAAGGUUUGCUUUCUAUGAAACUGACUGGUCUUUAUUUGUAUGAAAACAUUUAUGAAAUGCUAAAAUUAAAAAAAAAAAAAAAAAAAACUCCAAAAUACAGCGUCACUGAAUAGUGAAAAAAACUCAAGAAAAGUGUUUAGUGUGUAGGGUUGGGAAAUAUGGAAAGAAAAGAUAACUAGGUCAGAACAGGACCUGUAUAUCACAGGAUCAGAACAGGUUGUCAUUACAUUAUAAAUAAACUUGAACUGUCUUCUUCA
Seriola dumerili (greater amberjack) is the source of this 2246-nucleotide messenger RNA. It is a transcript of the gene rprd1b, whose product is annotated as regulation of nuclear pre-mRNA domain containing 1B. Gene Ontology annotation, molecular function: RNA polymerase II complex binding. NCBI's taxonomy places the organism in Eukaryota, Metazoa, Chordata, Actinopteri, Carangiformes, Carangidae. The record is from RefSeq and is a predicted model, not a curated record. The transcript is spliced from 7 exons. Gene Ontology annotation, biological process: mRNA 3'-end processing. Gene Ontology annotation, cellular component: RNA polymerase II, holoenzyme. Bases 25 to 1023 code for a protein of 332 amino acids.